This is a messenger RNA of Myodes glareolus (Bank vole), 1751 nucleotides long. RefSeq names its product membrane bound ghrelin O-acyltransferase MBOAT4 (gene Mboat4). The record is from RefSeq and is a predicted model, not a curated record. Gene Ontology annotation, cellular component: endoplasmic reticulum membrane. Gene Ontology annotation, biological process: peptidyl-serine octanoylation; lipid modification. NCBI's taxonomy places the organism in Eukaryota, Metazoa, Chordata, Mammalia, Rodentia, Cricetidae. Gene Ontology annotation, molecular function: serine O-acyltransferase activity.
AUGAUGGAUUGGCUCUGGAUCUUCUUCCUCCAUCCCGUAUCAUUUUAUCAAGGGGCUGCUUUCCCCUUUGCACUUCUGUUUAAUUAUCUCCGCACCGUGGAUUCCUUUUCCACCCGGGCCAGGUACCUCUUUCUCCUGGCUGGAGGAGGUGUCCUGGCCUUGGCCGCCAUGGGUCCCUAUGCUUUGCUCGUCGUCACCCCUGCUCUCUGCGCCGUGGCUCUGGUCUGCUCACUCGGUCCGCGGGAAGUCCAUAGGCUGACCUUUGGCUUUCAGAUGGGCUGGCAGACCCUGUGCCACCUGGGUCUUCACUACACCGAAUACUACCUACAAGAGCCUCCGCCUGUGGGAUUCUACGUCGCUCUUUCUUCCCUCAUGCUCUUGACGCAGAGAGUCACGUCGCUCUCACUGGACAUUCAUGAGGGGAAGGUGGAGGCAGCCUCGGGCGGCUCGGGGAACAGAAGUUCUUUGUCUGAGUGCCUACGUAAGGCUCUGCCCUACUUCAGCUACUUGCUCUUUUUCCCUGCCCUCCUGGGAGGCCCCCUGUGUUCCUUUCAGAGGUUUCAGGCUUGCGUUGAAAGAUCAAGCCCUUUGCAGCCCAGUGUCUCCUUGCGGGCUCUGACCUGGAGGGGUCUGCAGAUCGUCGCGCUGCAGUGGCUCAAGGUGGCGCUGAGGACGGUGGUGAGCGCAGGAGCCGGGCUGGACGACUGCCAGCAGCUGGAGUGUGUCUACGUCAUGUGGUCCACAGCCGGGCUCUUCAAACUCACCUACUACUCGCACUGGAUCCUGGACGACUCUCUCCUCCAUGCGGCGGGCUUUGGGUCUGAGGCUGGCCAGAGGUCUGGGGAGGAGGAGGGAUACAUCCCCGACGGGGACAUGUGGACCCUGGAAACUACCCACAGGAUCUCCCUGUUCGCGAGGCAGUGGAACCGGAGCACGGCUCGGUGGCUCAGGCGGCUCAUCUUCCAGAACAGCCGGCGCUGGCCGGUGCUGCAGACUUUUGCCUUCUCCGCCUGGUGGCAUGGGCUCCACCCGGGACAAGUGUUUGGUUUCCUAUGCUGGUCUGUGAUGGUGGAAGCCGAUUAUGCGAUUCACACUUUUGCCAGUGUGUGGAUCAGCUCCUGGUCCCUGCGGCUGCUCUAUAGAGCCCUCACUUGGGCCCACACCCAGCUCCUCAUCGCCUACAUAAUGCUGGCCGUGGAGGGCCGGAGCCUUGCCUCUCUCAGCCGGCUGUGCUGUUCUUACAACAGUAUCUUCCCUGGGGUGUACUGUGUUCUGCUUUUUCUAUUAGUGAAGAGAAAACAGAAACGUAACUGAAAUCUUUUCCCCCGCCUUCCAUCUCAUUCAGCCAUGAAACAGAGCUUAGAAAACACCAGAGGAUGCCUAGAUGAUUAAUGUACUUCAAUUUUUUUCAAGAUAAAAGUUUUUAAGUAUUGGAUGGAUAAAUGUGAUGGCUGGCCACAGAAAUGUACUUGCUGACUGUGGUGGUUUGAAUAAGAAUGGCUCACAUAGGUUCAAAGGGAAAUGCUUAGGGAGCGGCACUAUUUGAAAGGAUUAGGAGGUGUGGUCUUGUUGGAGGAAGUGUGUCACCAGGGGUGGGCUUUGAGGUUUCAAAAGCCCAGGCCAGGCUAAAGCUCUCUGCCACUUGCCUUAGAUCAGGAUGUAGGCCUCUCAGCUCCUCCUCCAGCACCGUGUCUGCCUGCACGCUGCCAUGCUUUCUGCCUUGAUAAUGGACUAACCCUCUGAACUGUAAG